This is a messenger RNA of Aaosphaeria arxii CBS 175.79, 868 nucleotides long. RefSeq lists its product as uncharacterized. NCBI's taxonomy places the organism in Eukaryota, Fungi, Ascomycota, Dothideomycetes, Pleosporales. The transcript has 2 exons. The record is from RefSeq and is a predicted model, not a curated record. Bases 259 to 702 code for a protein of 147 amino acids.
CGCGCUUCACAAUGCCGUACACAUAGGAAGCUGUUAAUAUCAUAGCAAAGUGAAAGGCUAUCGGAGUCUCUGAAACCGAGUUUUUUCCUAGCGUGGAAGUUGAGGGGAGUAUAUAAUGUCGUGAUUAGCGUGUAUGUACUCAUGUAUUUGCUUCAAGCACUCUUCAGUCAGUCUUUCCAUAGCGCCUUUCCUUCCAAUUAAUCCAUUUACCAUCCAUCCCUCAUUUCCCACAUAAAAGCUCUCGCUUCCCCAUCAAAAAUGUACUCCCUUCGCACCAUCUUCCUUCCCCUCCUCCUCGCCGCCCCAUCCCUUAUCGCCGCCGACUGCUUCAACAUCGAGGGCGUAACCUUCACCGACAUCACCCAAGGCGGGGCGAAUCGCGCCAAUAGCCUGGAGUGGCGGGUCCGGGACUCUAACCAGCAGGAGCUGUGCACCGUCGAGAGGAGCCCGGAUAGUGCGGGCAAGGCGGAUUGCGCGGCUGAGGGGUCGAGCUUGGAGUGGACGUACGAUUCUGGGAGCUUCAAUGCCACGGCUACGUACUGUCCGGGUGGGGGCAAGAAGUGCGUGACCGCGGGAUUCAACGGCAGCGGAGACGUAGACCCGUGGGCGACGUGCAGGCGCGGCUGCAGGAUGUGCAACCCGCAGAACACACCCCAGUGCGAUUGCGGCGGCUGCAAUGGUGCUAGGGACGCCUGCCAGUGAUUUGUGUGCUGCUUUUGCCUUGCUUCGUUUGUCUGUACGAUUUUGAUUGCUUUAGAGCGUUGCAUGGAAUGGCGUCGUUUGUAUAGGGAGUGGUGUUCUCCCUCUGUGGAUAUGGUGGAUCAUUCUCAGCUUGAGGCCUUCUUUGGUAUUUGGAACGGUCAACUUG